Messenger RNA from Crotalus tigris (Tiger rattlesnake), 1375 nucleotides. RefSeq names its product steroid 5 alpha-reductase 2 (gene SRD5A2). Gene Ontology annotation, molecular function: 3-oxo-5-alpha-steroid 4-dehydrogenase activity. The record is from RefSeq and is a predicted model, not a curated record. The coding region runs from base 116 to 913 and encodes 265 amino acids. The transcript is spliced from 5 exons. Gene Ontology annotation, biological process: steroid biosynthetic process. NCBI's taxonomy places the organism in Eukaryota, Metazoa, Chordata, Lepidosauria, Squamata, Viperidae. Gene Ontology annotation, cellular component: membrane.
CCAGGGCCAGGCGAGCUCCCCCUUCUCUUCGCACCUCGGCGGUUCUAUUACUGGCAGGCUUCGCUUUGACUUCUUCAGUUGUCUCUGGAGCGCCUCUUCGGCCGGGCUGGAGAACAUGCAUUGCUUGCCGAGCCUGGUGAUGACCCUGAGCGCCCUGUUGCUGAUCUUGGGGCUGCUGCACUUGUUGGUGUUUUGUCAACGGCCCUGUGGCUACGGGAAGCACGAGCCCCGCCAGCCAAACCCGGGGGGAAACCACGCCGCGGAGACCCCGCGCCGCGCCCACCUGCCGGCCCGCCGCGCCUGGUUCCUCCAGGAGCUGCCCGCCUUCCUGGUGCCCGCGCUUCUGCUGGCGCUGCGUAACCCGCCAGGCUUCGCCCCGCUGGGCUGCAGGCUGCUGGGCGGCAUGUUCUGCGGCCACUAUUUCCACAGGACAUUCAUUUACUCAUUCUUCCGAAGAGGCAGACCUUUCCCGCUAAAGAUAGUGUUUUUGGGUGCACUGUUCUGUAUCUAUAAUGGCUUCCUUCAAGGCUAUUACAUGAUUUAUUGUGCUGAAUACCCAGAUGACUGGUGUAAAGACAUACGAUUUUUGUCAGGUCUUUUGUUGUUUUUGUCUGGCAUGGGAAUCAAUAUCCACAGUGAUUUUCUUCUACGUCAGCUAAGAAAGCCAGGAGAGUUCACUUAUAAAAUUCCACAAGGAGGAUUGUUUGCAUAUGUCUCAGGAGCAAAUUUCUUUGGGGAAAUCCUUGAAUGGUUCGGGUAUGCUAUAGCGACCUGGUCUCUACCGGCCUUCGCCUUCGCAUUUUUUACACUCUGCUGCAUUGGACCACGUGCUUAUCAUCAUCAUAGGUAUUAUCUGAAGACAUUCACAGCCUAUCCAAGAUCAAGAAAAGCCUUGAUUCCUUUUAUAUUUUGAAGAAUAGUUAUCAGAAUGGAUGGGUAUUAUGUGUUCUUUAUUGUUUACAUAAGAGUGCUAUUAUUGUUAAGUAUAAUGUAUUAAAACACCCUUGAAUCAUUUCUUUUUGUAUGAUAGAAUUCUUUUGGCUCUUAAGUGCAUUCAGCAUUUAAUGUUCUCCUACCUGCAUUUCACAAGUUGGCAAUCAGUGCUUGGUUGUUUGGGAAAUUGGACUGUUAUAGCUAUCUGCUUUUCACAGGAAGCAGUGAAAAUUAAGAACAGUUCAGUUAAGAAAAAAAGGGCUUGUUAGCUGUAAGCCUAUUGCUCUGUUUCUGUGUUCUUUCUCAUAAAGACAAAGAAAACAUUCCAUACAAAAAUGAUACUCAGUUUCAAGAGUAUAUGAAUGCAUCUUUUUGUAUUUUUUCAAAUCAGUUGUGGUUGUAUAUAAUUAUCAUCAAAAAUGAAAUAUAAGUCACUCAGAAA